AUGAGGCGUGCAAAAUUGCGACUUACCCUUGAGAUUCCAGAGCGAGAUCACGCUGCCGUCCGAGACGGCAAGCUCCGAGGUGCCGUGGUUGAACUGCAUCCGUUUCUUCUGGUAGAGGUCGAACACCGAUACGUGCGGGCCGUUGGCGGAAGCGAAGAGACGCCCGUUUUUGGCGAAUGCGAUUGUGUUGCCGUAGGCGUGGUUGUAAGUGAACCCGGAGGGGGCGGCCUCCAUGACCAUCUCGCAUCCCGACGAGCGCAGGUCCCAGAACCGGAUGUUGCCGUCGGAGCACGACGUGACCAGCACCGACGAGUUGGGGUGGAAUUUGAGACCCAGGCAGUCGGCCUGUGCAGUUCGCAGCAGCCGGAGCGGGAAGCUACGGUCGGUGGCCCACAGCCUGGCGGCACCAUCCGCCUCACACGACGCGAAGUAAUACCCGUAUGGAGCGUAGUCUAUCUCCAUGACAGGGGUAUCCCCACCGCGGUAAACGCACCGAGUAGAUCUGGAGCCCAGGACCCACAGUCGCAACUCACCAUCCACUCCGCCGGAAAGCAACACCUGGCCAGAUUCGCCAAACUUAAGGCUCUGCACCGAACCAUCAUGCCCGUACAAAAUGCCCUCGCCGGAACCGGCACCAUCCUUCUGCUGGGCGCCGUCGGCGGGCGCGCUCUUGCUGUGCAUCAUCCGGGCCACAAUGCUGUUGCCGGCGCACUUCGAAACGCAACGCGCGGCGAUGCUCUCGCCCAAAACUGGCGCCACGUCCUUUACGGCAUUAGAGCACUCCGAAGUAACCAGGUCCCACAGCAGUAUCCCGCCGUCAUCCAGACCCAGUGCGGCGAACCUGCCGUCGAAAGAGGAAAUGGUGCAGCUGGUGCUCCUGAGCACGUUCUGGAACGUGUAGCUGAGCAGCAUGGACCUUCCUUCGGGCACCCUGCACUCCCUCUGGCAGUGCAAGAGUCCCCGCAGCGACAGGUGGUAGUCGGUGCCCUGCUUGGGGAGCGGCACCAGCUUAUUGGGGUCCUCCAUGAUGGCGCGCUCACCAGUGAUGGUGUCCAUAAUCUUCCUGCCGUACUCCAACUGCACCUCCUCGGCGAGCAGCUCGCCGGGGAGCCCCAACGGCAGAUACGGGAGCUCAGGUUUGACCAGCAGCUCUGUGCUUUUGGACUGGUGCAACCUGAACUCGUUGUCGAGGUCCCUGAUGUACAGCCCGUGGAACGGUCGCUUGAACUUGUGCGCCGUGGUGGGAUCGAUCCCGUGUUUUGCGAUAAAGUGCCUCCUGAACAGGUGACCCUGGCUGUGGUUGAACGUCUCCCCGUCGAGGAACUCCACGCUCUCCUUGAUGACCUCGUCCAGGAGGGACCCCUCAUGGUUGUUCAACCAGCCGAUAAUGACUCUCCGGGCCCUUUUCGAGAGAAUCAAGUAGUGCUUCUUCUCCAGGAAGACGCGCUGCCGGACCAGCGGCGAGCUGGCCAGCUGGUCGGGGAACACGAAUUCCAGCAGCUGCUCGAUGAAGUGGCCGAACUUCGCCUCGAACACGAACGCGAACAUCUUGAGGAAGUUGCGACCUGGUUACGUGUUUCUCGCCUCAACCCAGCUUACCUCUUUCCGCCGACGUGCGGAAGAGCUUCACGUAUAUCUCGAGGUACGCCGCGAAGCACACAUCCAGCAGCUCAUCCCGCGAGCGGUUGA
Molecule: messenger RNA, 1689 nt
Organism: Babesia ovata
Lineage: Eukaryota; Apicomplexa; Aconoidasida; Piroplasmida; Babesiidae
Product: acyl- dehydrogenase domain-containing protein, putative
Exons: 2
Coding region: 1-1689 (562 amino acids)
Source: RefSeq, a predicted model, not a curated record